CCGUCACAGUCAAUGAAAAUGUUUCAGUUGAACGACCCUCAUGUAAAUGGCGAGAAGCACAUCGAAGAGGCCGCAGGAGGAGACAACAGAAGACAUGAGCGCUGAUGACGUCACAAACCAGCGCCCGCUCGAACCAGUCAGCGACGAUGUAAACACAGUGGCGGGACACAGCGCCGUGGAAAAGCGGGCUCGUUUGGACUCGGUAGAGAUGCGUGGGUCGAGCAGCAGCGUGGUCGUCCGUCACCUCAGGAUGGCCGCCCGCUGGGACGCUCAAUAGUACAUCCGAGCUGCUGUCGGAGCCGCGUCACCGCUUCAGUCCACCAGUGACGCAGAUGGGCGAAUCCAAUACGCCGCCGUGCGGGGGUGCUACCGACAAGAGAGCAGUUGCCACCUACAGUGGAAUGGACCCUCCCAUCACCAGGAAGGGCCGCUUCUGCGCAGCGUCCCAGCGCGAGACGGAGCACAGAUGAGUCCAUGUACGGGAACAUGGACGUGACAGUGAGGCGUCCCUUCCCGGGACGGUGACGACGCAGGGGCUCGGCGGAGGAAACGCCAUCUCCUGGGUGAGAAAAGCGCUCUCACCCGUCGAUGCCGUGGGCCGCGUCAUGACGUCCGCCCUGGAUUAUCCGGACGAGCUGUGGCUGCACGUCUUCAGCUUCUUGCCCCGCGCCGACAAGCUGAGCCUCCGCUGUACGUGCGGCUACUUCCGGCAGCUGCUGGACGGCAGCAGCGCGCUGUGGCGAGACUUCGACGUGGUGUUGAGGAACUUCUCGCGCUACAGCAGCCACUUCUGGCGCAGCCUUGCUCAGCGGCGCACCGCCACGGUCUCGCUCAAGUUCGGCAAGAAGAAGAACUUGCGGAAGCUGUGCGCGUGGCUGCCCUUCCUUCACACGCUGCGCCUGGACUCGUGGGAGGAGAGCAGCAUCCAGGAGCUGAGGCGCUUCGCGCAGCUGCGACAUCUGUCCGUCACCUUCUGCUCCAAGCCCCUGCAGAGUCUCGACUUCCUGCCUCCUUUGAGUCAGCAGCUGACGCAGCUGACCAUCUGCAACGUCCGCCUCAGCUGCUCCACCGGCGCCCUGAUCGACGCCGUGGCUCAGCUCAAACGCCUCACCUGCUUGAUGCUCCACCACGACGGCAGCCAGAGGUUUCCUCCGCCCAGCCGCGUCCUGGCGCACCUGCCCGAGCUGCGCCGCCUCUCCUGGAGCAUGAUCCAGUACAAGACGCUCUCGGAGGAGUUCUUCAACCCGGCGCUGGUGACAGAAGGUGGCGACAACCCGACGCUGUCUCACCUGCAGCUGGUGGACUACGACGCCAUGGUGAUGCCGCAGGUCCUGCAGCCGCUGUCGCGCCUCAGCAGCCUCUCCAUAUACCACAUGUACAGCGUCCCGGGACCCAGCUGCCACCUGCAGACCUGGCUGUCGGCCCUGCCCCAGCUGCGCAGCCUCCACGUGGCUGGAGGCCACGCCCUGGCCGUGUACGCCGACUUCCUGCCGCCGUCGCUGCUCAGCCUCUCCCUGGAGGUGGACAUGCAGCCGGAGGACCUGAAGCUGGUGUCGCAGCGAGUGCCGCAGCUCAAGUGCCUGCACCUGGAGCCCUGGGGCUCGCCCAGCCUCCUCAGGUUCAUCCCGCAGCUCUUUCCUAAUCUGACCACGCUCCGCAUCAGGCAACGUGAUGCCUCGGACGACGACAUACUGCGGCUGCAAGACCUCCAGCACCUUCAGACCCUGGAGGUGAUCGAGUCCUUCUACAGUCCCUGUGGGAAGUCGAUGGUGUCCUCGCAGCGUGCAGCGCUGACCGUCUCACGCCUGCAGCAGCUGGUCCACCACAGGUUCCGGGUGGUGACCAGGCCACAGUCAGAUCUGCUGACCUGCAACUGCAUCGCUUCAGUGUAGACGGAGCAGGAG
Messenger RNA from Synchiropus splendidus (mandarinfish), 1904 nucleotides. RefSeq lists its product as uncharacterized. The coding region runs from base 606 to 1892 and encodes 428 amino acids. The transcript has 5 exons. Gene Ontology annotation, molecular function: protein binding. The record is from RefSeq and is a predicted model, not a curated record. NCBI's taxonomy places the organism in Eukaryota, Metazoa, Chordata, Actinopteri, Syngnathiformes, Callionymidae.